AUGCUUGCUGAAGUUCAGGGAAGUCAAAUUGGGAAAAGGGAGAAGAGGAGACUUGGAUUAGCUGAAAAUAAAAUGCAGGAAGUUGAUGCAAAACUUUUCAACUCAAAAGAAAGUGCCGCGUCUGGUCGUAGAGCUAAUGAAAUAAGGCGGUUAGAUGCGUAUUUACAAGCAUGGUUGGAUGCGAAUGAUAUUGAAGAUACAGAAGAGUUGAGGCAUGAAAGCGAUAAUGUAAUUUCUGAAAUAGAUUGUCUAGAAAAUCUACAAGAAAACAGUGCUCCUAGCCAUAAAGAAAGGAAAAGCAGGUUAGUGGAAGACUUCCUGAUUCCGGCGCUCAACUACAAGACAUAUGGUGAUCUUUUAAUGUGGGAUCCUUUAAACCCUUCAUGUUUUUUACUCAGUUGGACACACAAAGCUGCUUCUGCUUGGAAUCUGGAACAAGCCGCUGUUUUUGCUGCUUGGGAUGAAAUUAAAGGACGACCAGUACCGAAGAAUAGAUUGGACUUCGUUUAUUCCAAGCAACGCAUGAGAGCAGCUUUAAAAGCGGCAAAAAAUAUCGAAGGGGUCAAAGGCUUCGGUGGAUAUCGCAGAUAUAAAAUUUUAAAUUUAGAUAAUUAUGAAGUACAACAGGAUUUUAAAUUCAAAUGCCCAAGUAAUGGAGAUGAAAAUGUUCCCAACAAUACACAGCUUGUUUUAAAAGAGGAUUUAAUUUUUGAAGAUUAUCAUGAUACUGCUGGCAGUCCAGAACCACCUGAAACUGAGAAGAGGAAGCAAAAUUCAUCAGAAAAGCGGGAUCUGUCACCAGAAAAACAGAAUUCACGAGAAAUGACUCCAUAUCAUCGUCACACACGCUCUUUAACACAGAAAAUUGUUGAAAUUUGUCCUGAUUCAAAAGCAACUCUGUUUGAAGAAAUCGAUGACAUGCCGAGGAUACGAAAGAAAUAUCCACCCAAAAGAUCUGUGCAACAAGCGUUUAAUGAAGAAAUGAACGGUGGUGAAGCUGCAACUGAACCUAAGGAAGAUUGCACAUUACCAAAGAAGAAAAAACCUCCAAGUCCAAAGAAACGAAAAAGACGUAUCAGACGUUUCACACCUAAGAAAAAGCCCCCAUCUAAGCAUUUGAGAAAAUGGAAGAGACCUAAAAAGACUGUCAAAAUAAAUAUCAAAGAGUACUCUGUUAAGAACAGAAAAAUUAUCAAGAAAGCAUCUGCUCCACUUCAAUAUUCUGUGUUGGAAAAUGAAUCAUUAUAUUGGAAAACAUUAGACCAAAUGGCAACUGAAGAUGUUAAACAAGAGCCAAUUGAAAAUUUUGUGGUUGGUGUUUCUGAGAAAUCGAAUCAUGAGUCUCCUGUGGAGAAUGAACAAAUUGUUCCUGAGUCGACGACUAUCAAAAUCAGUUCAGAGUCCGUUUUAAACAGUAAUGUAAAAGAUGAACCAAUGGAAUUUGUUUCAGAGGAGAAUUUUUUUUCUCAGGAGCCAGAUGAAGAAUCGGAAUAUGAAUCAGAACCUCCAAGCCCAGCAUCCGAUCCUGAUACUUCAGUAAAUGCUUCGCUACACCAGGACUUAAAAGGCUCAGGUCAUUCGCUCAUUCGUGAUUUUGUAAUACCUGCCCUUGACAAUGAAACAUAUGGAGAUCUUUUGAAGUGGGACUCAGAUGAUCCAUCGGUAUUUUGGAUAAAAUGGACGCAUAAGGCAAAGUCUUCUUGGUCUAAAAGUGAUGCUGCUGUAUUCAUAGGGUGGGACAUAUUCAAAGGAAGACGAACACCAAAAACUCCUUUAGACUUUGUAGAUGCCAAACAACGACUACGAGCCGCUUUUAGAAAUCUUAAAACUGUUGAACAUGUGCAGAUGAAAAAGGGAUAUCGAGGAUACAGGAUUUUUGCUUUAGCCGGUGUUGAAUCUAUUAGAGAAAGAAAAAUAACAGUUCAAAAGUAUCUUAAAGCAGCCCAAGAAAUGGAAGAAGCCUACUGUAAAAGCCAAGCAGCUGCAAAACUCAAGUCGAAAGAGUAUCUGCUCAGACCAAAAUUGAAGACAAAACCAAAAUUAAGAGAUCAUCUGGAAAAAAAAGGAAAUAGUCCUUCUGCUUCUCCAAAGAAUUCUUCCGAACUACUUGAUAGUUAUCAUCAUCACACGAGGUCCCUAACUAGAAAAAUGGUGGAAAUUUGUCCAAACCCGAAACCAAAGCGCCGUGAUCAGUUCAAUGGUGUCUUUAAAAUAUCUACAUCAGAAGAGAAAGAAAAUAUUGCCCAAUCUUCAAAAAUUCCUAGAACUCCUACUAAUGAGCACAAGAAACCUGUUCACGAAAUCAAUUUAUUUGACAUAUAUCACGAUAUACAUCUCAUACGCCAAACAAAACCAACUGUCAGGUAUGAAGAAACUCAUGACACAAUCAAAGAAGCACGUCCGCCAUGGACAGUACCUAAAGAUGCCAAAUGUACUGUUUGUCUUAGGCCUGCUAACAGUGCUUGCUUUUACUGUUGUGUUGUGUACUAUUGCUCCACAGAGUGUUCAGAGAGUCUUAUCAACAAAAGCCAUUAUGAAUUUUGUAAAGAUAAAUAUCUGUCCAAAUUGAAUGUUAUAAAAUUGCAUCGUCCAAUAGCAGAAAAGCAGCCCUGUUUAUAGCAUUUUGUUUCACUUUUUGAGAUAUACAAAACAAUGAGAUGUAUAUUUCUUUCUCUCUUUUUUUUUAGAAAUAAAUCUUUUAUAA
Messenger RNA from Uloborus diversus, 2704 nucleotides. RefSeq names its product muscle M-line assembly protein unc-89-like. Lineage: Eukaryota; Metazoa; Arthropoda; Arachnida; Araneae; Uloboridae. The transcript is spliced from 22 exons. Bases 1 to 2619 code for a protein of 872 amino acids. The record is from RefSeq and is a predicted model, not a curated record. Gene Ontology annotation, molecular function: transcription cis-regulatory region binding.